Pleuronectes platessa (European plaice) is the source of this 1191-nucleotide messenger RNA. RefSeq names its product methyltransferase-like protein 27. The transcript has 6 exons. Bases 477 to 1190 code for a protein of 237 amino acids. Lineage: Eukaryota; Metazoa; Chordata; Actinopteri; Pleuronectiformes; Pleuronectidae. The record is from RefSeq and is a predicted model, not a curated record.
GGAUCCACCACCACGACCCCCGGUGCGCGAUCCACAAACCGCAAUCCAUGGUGCGGCCACAGAGGCCCUGGAUCUGCGGGUGAUAAAGCAAAGGGAUUCCGGGGAAGGGGGUAGGGAUGGAGAAGAGGAAGGAGAAGCUGGAAGGAGAAGCUCCGUGUGUCAUGUGUCAUAAAAUAGAACAAGUAACGUUCUGGCGCACUAAUUAGCUCUAACUAUAAGCUUUAUCAAAAAGGAAGGUUUUGAGUCUACUCUUAAACGAACAGAUGGUGACUGCCUCCCGAACUGAAAGUGGUAGAUUAUUCCACAGCCGAGGAGCUUGAUGGCUGAAAGCUCUGGCUCCUCCUCUACUUUUAGAGACUUAAGGGACCCACUCAAACACAAACCGGUUCAGUGAGCUUUUGUGAUCCAGUUGGUCCAGUCUGUGAACAGUCUGAACAGUCUGUCCUGUAUCAGACAGGUGUGACGUCGCCGUAAUCAUGUCGGAAUGUAGAACUACAGAAGAAGUCAUACUCCACCUUCAGUCGUGCAAGAGUCCUCAGGCGAGAGAUACAGCUCAGUUCUACAACAUGUGGGCCAAAAACUACGAAACAGACACCUCUCUGAUGAGCUACAGAGCUCCACAUCUGGCUGUAGAUUUCCUGUCUGAGAACUUCACUGGGAGUCCUGGAGAUGUUCUGGUUCUGGACGUGGCCUGUGGAACCGGAUGGGUCGCUAAACUGAUGUUUGAACUAGGCUUCAGACACUUUGUGGGAGUGGACAGCAGUAAAGGAAUGCUGGAACAAGCUGCUGAGACCGGACUCUAUCAGGACCUGAAACUGGCUUUACUGGGAACAGACCCACUGCCUGCACAGACUGGUGCGUUCCAUGUGGUGAUCAUCGUGGGAGGUCUUUGUGCUGGUUUCGCUCCGGUCAGUGUUGUCAGAGAACUCUGCCAGGCCGCCAAACCAGGAGCCCUGGUGUGUAUCGCAAGAGGCAACCACACAGAAACACAAGCUCAGCAAUACAAGGAGGAUCUGGAGAGGGAGCUGCAGCUGAUGGAGGACGAGGGGCUGUGGAGUCGAGUUGGACUGAAACAAGCAGACAAAUACAUGCGAAGCUUAAAUCUGAGUCCUGAUAGAGACGAGGACAACGUGACCGAGAAGCCGUUCAUCAGCGGGACCAUUUAUCUGUACAAGAAAUCCAGCUGUUAAA